CACUUUUGCUUCUUAUUUUUGUGGGUAAUAUCUGCAAACAUUUUGAGGGCACUAGGACCCAGUGGAGGCUGUAUCUCUGGUCCUGUUUCUCACAGCCUCCUGCUCUAUCUCUGCGGUCACUGUGUGUGAAUGCAGAGAGGCAGAGAGUGAGCUGGUGUCUUCUCUGCAAGCAUUUACAUCAGUUGCAUUUCAGAAGAAUCCCUGCCACCACAGCCGUGCAGUCGUCCAGGGACCAGGAUGCUCAAGGCACAUGAAAGGAUGGGAAAAGAGGCUGCUUUACACCAUGGGAAGAGCCUCAACAGUGUUCACAAGGUACAGUGAUUGAUUUCCAGUAUGAAGCUCAGCAGUGGGAGCAAAAUCAUUUUCAUCCUUAAAGACAGAAGCAGCAGCAGCAGACGGCUGCAUCAGGGAAAUAUUCUGGUUCAGCGCAAUAUGUGACUGAUGGCCAACUAGAAGAAUUAAUGAACCUUUUGAAAAUCCCAGCCUUAUCUUCUGGAUGUACAAGACAACAUUUGACCUAACUUUCAAACCUCUUGUUUUCUGUACGCACUCCUUGGCUUUGAAGGAUGGGUGAUGGGCCUGUGACUGACCCCGCCCGCCUGCCCUGUCCUACCCUUCAAUGGAGCCGACGUGGAACUCCUCCCACACGCCUCCACAGCCCACAUCCAACUUGUCUGCCUCCUCGCUGCCUGAAGGCUGGGCUCUGUCCCAGGCACUAGCCCUCCUAGCAAUGCUGCUCAUGGAUCUGCUGGCUGUGGUGGGCAAUGUGGCUGUCAUGGCAGUCAUUGCCAAGGCCCCGCAGCUCCACAAGUUUGCCUUUGUCUUCCACCUGUGCGUGGUGGACCUCCUGGCAGCCCUGGUGCUGAUGCCGCUCGGUAUGCUCUCCAGCCGGGCCUUCUUUGGGGAGGCUCUAUGCCGGAGCUACGUCUUUCUUAGUGUGUGCCUAGUUAGUGCCGCCAUUCUCUCCAUCUCCGUCAUCAACGUGGAGCGAUACUACUACAUCAUACAUCCCAUGCGUUAUGAGGUGAAGAUGACAAUUGGUCUGGUGGCUUCGGUGCUGGUGGGAAUAUGGGUCAAAGCUCUCGCCAUGUCUGCUCUGCCGCUGCUUGCUUGGUUCCUGCAAGGUGGAAGAACUCCUCUUCUGGAGAGCAGUGCAGUUGGGGGAGGAGGUGAAGGGGCCAUCCCACCUCCCCCCACAGCUCAGGGUCACAGGCGCUGCUCCUUGCACUGGACUGGGGGAGGGUCAAACCGCUUAGCCUUCAUGGUCUUGUUCACUCUGGUGUAUUUCCUCUGUCCUCUGUUGGUUAUUUUAGUUGUCUACUGCAACAUGUUCAAAGUGGCUCGGGUGGCUGCCAUGCACCACGGGCCGCUUCCUACUUGGAUGGACACACCGCGACGGCAGCGAUCAGAGUCGCUCAGCAGCAGAUCCACCAUGGUCACCAGUUCUGGGACGGGAACUGGCACUGACAGAGCUACUCCACAUCGACCCUUUGGGGGAGGAAAGGCUGCAGCUGUGUUGGCGGCUGUAGGUGGGCAGUUCCUGUGCUGCUGGCUGCCCUACUUCACUUUCCACCUGUACUCAGCACUGGCUGCCAGUCCACCCGCUGCACUGGCCUCUCUGGAGGAGGUGGUUACCUGGAUUGGCUACUUCUGCUUCACCUCCAACCCCUUUUUCUAUGGGUGCCUGAACAGACAGAUCCGGGAGGAGCUCGGCAAGCAUCUGCCUUGCCUGUUUCGCAGAGCAGGGGUCGAAAUGGAGGACAGACUGCCGAGUCGUGAUGGGUCCAUAGAGGAGAAUUUUCUUCAGUUUCUUCAGGGCACUGCCUGCAACCUGGACCCUCAAAACUCUCGCAGCACUUCUAGCCCUAAGGGGGGAGAUGCCUGCUGUCCUGUUGCUCAGUGCCAACCUACUGAGGUAGCACAACCAAUUCCCAUUGAUUUCCGCAUCCCUGGACAGAUUGCAGAAGAGACUUCGGAGUUUAUUGAGAUUGAACAGGCAAAAAACAACCACAUAUAUACAGAAAAUUAGGUUUUUUGUAGUUGUCGCUGAAAACUGAAAGCAAAGAUGUAAAGGGUUUCAGGAAAUUCUCCUUUUUCUACUUUUGCUGAAAGGUUUUCACCAUAAUUUUUAGCUUUUAGUGACAAACUUACAGUGCCUUACAAAAGUAUAAAUACCAAUUUAACAUAUUUCAUGUUUUCUUGCGUUAUAACAGGAAACUUUGCAUGCUAUCUAUCACGAUUGCCCCACAAAGUGGUUUGUGAAAUGGAAGUGAAAGGAUCUAGAUUUUUAAAAGUUUUUUACAAAUAAAAAUAAGAAAAGUUAAGUACCCAUUUAUAUUCCUUUACUCUCAUCCUUUACCCCCAAAUAAAAUGCAGCGCAACCUAUUGCCUCCAGAAGUCACCUAAUUAAACCUAAACAAAUAGAGUACCCGUGUGUAUAAUUUGAUAUUUGUAUAAAUCCAGGUCUUCUGGGAAGGCCUGUUAAAGAGCAAACAGCAACAUGAAGACCAAGGAACACAGUAGAAAGGUCGUUAUGGAGACGUUCAAAGCAGGGUUAGGUUAUAGAACAAUAUCCCGAGCUUUCAACACCUCAUGGAGAACUUUUCAAACAAUCAUUCACAAAUGCAAAGAGUUUGUGAAGCAAACCUACCAAUACAUGGACAGAUUUCUUAAAAUUACCGUUAUAUUUUAAGGCAUUGCUCAGUUCUUUUAGCAUUUUUGGCCAAUGGUAUUAGGAGCCACAGUGGAAGGGCUAAAGAGCCACAUGUGGCUCCAGAGCCACAGGUUGCAGACCCCUGACCAAAUAGAGACAAGCAGCCAAGAGGAACAUGGUAACUCUGGAGGAGGUGCAGCAAUCCGCAGCUAUGGUGGUAGAAUCUGUCAACAUGAAAGCUCUUAGUGAUGCCCUUAAAAACGUUUAUGGUGGAGAUAAAAAAGAACGUCAACAGAGAUCUUAUUUGUUGUUUGCCACAAGCCAUAUGAAGGACACAGCAAACAAGUGGAAGAAGAUGUUCUGAUCACUUCAGAAUUGAACCUUUUGGCUCAUAUGCAAAGUGGAAUGUACAGAGGAAAACUAACACUGGAUGUCACCCUGAACACACCAUCCCAAAAGGGAAAAAAUGGUGGUGCAAGCAUCAAGCUGUGGGAAUAUUUUCAGCAGUGAUAGGGAAGGUGGUCAGAGUAAAUGGAGCGAGCUUAUUCAAGCAUAGUCAAAAUCUAAAACUGGAAACACCCUAAAAUGACUCUAAGCAGUGGUGCAAAAAUUUACUCAUUUAGGAAAGCUGAAUACAAAAGUGUGUCACAUGUGAAAACAAUGUAUCAUUUUCCUUCCACUUCACAAUAAUGCACUACUUUGUGUUGGUCUGUCACAUAAAAUUCCAGUAUAAUAAACUAAAUCUUGUUGUAACGUGACAAAAUGUAACAAGGUUAAAGAGGUAUAAAUAGUUUUGUAAGACAUUGUAAGGGAUUUGAUUUUAAACUGCUCCUUAGGAAAGGGAAAUUCCUAUAAAAGUAUCGGAUCUGCUGCAUUUUGGCUUUAAAUUCAACAGCUUAGCUCAGUAAAGUAAAAAAAAAAACUUACAGAGUUCACUUUGAAAAAACCCUUUAAACAAUUUAAAGUUAUAAGUUGUAACAGUUAUUAGUGUUCUGAUGACAUGAUGAUCAUUCGAAACUCUGCAGGCUUUUAAAUAAAACACCUUUUUAUAUUUAGGGAACAUGUUUGUCAUUUCAGGGGGCAACUAUGAUGUGUUAUUAGAUAUAUAGUGUGUAAUAAUAAUAAAAAACCCACCUCCAAAUGCACACAUCUUAAAGUCUACUAGGUCCUUGUUUAAAAAAAUGUUUUAUUUUUGUACAUUUGAGCAAGACAGCAAUAAAAUAUAAAAGGUUCUGAUAGGUCAUUGAGCUUUUUUUCAUUAAUUGACAAUGUCAGUCCUUCAACCCAAUCUGGUGCUCUAAUUGACGAGAUAGAGAUGAUUUUUUUCGUUUUUUAAAUAGGCCCUUCUUUAAUUUUCUAAAAAAAAAAAGCAGGUGAGAUCCAAAGUGACUCCAUUUAGAUUAAAAGACAACUUAUCUUCAGGGUUAUCAAACUCUCUGCCAUAAAGUGUAUUUACCAGGAUAUCUGGAUAUGAAUUUUUAAAGCAGUAUUACCCAAAGGCACGGCAUCACAUUCAAAUAGGGUUCUGUUUCUUGCAUUGUUUAAUGUGAUAAGCUGUGUUUAUUUUUUUGCAAGACUGUAGGUUUAUGUUGUGUAUGCCACUCAGUGAGUGCAGUUUUUUGUAUCGUGAAUCUCAGCUUUUGACAUUAAACUGAUGAUGAGCAGGACAGUGUUUUUCAUUGUUCUCUUUCCUUUCAACAGAAAAUAUGUAAACUUUAUUUUGACAACCCUUCUCAUCAGGGGCUUUCACAGUACCUCAGUGCAGGAAAAAAACUUUUUUUUAUAGUUCAGUGUGUUCUGUCAGGUAAAAUUUCUGCACCCUGAGUUAAUGUUCAGCAAGCCACAGAGCAUCUGCUUUUUAAAGCAUUCCUUAGGACUAAGGGUGCAGUCUUUAAGUUUCUCAACCUGACAAUGUGUUGAACUGGUAUUUUAUAGCAAACUGUUAAGAAUAGGUAUGAUAAAAUAUAUGUUGACAUGACUGACUGACGGAAGUCAUCUUUCUUACAUGCCGUGGAAACAGGGUUUAAAUAGUAUUUUCUCAAGGGGUGUUUUAAUGAUGUUUUAAUGAAACUUUCUUUUCAUCAUGACUAAAUAAUAUCCCAAACUGUGAAUGAUGUGUUAUAAGGUUUGCCUUUGUUCAGAAAUCCUUUUUUAUGCUGUGACAAAGAAAAAAAAAGAAUAACUUCCAUUGUUCUGCAAUGGUAUGAAUGUGUUCAGGGGAGAAGGCCAAACCUAGAGUGGAAGAAAGUGUUGUAAUAAAGACUUUAUAUGUUUGUAAAACAA
Molecule: messenger RNA, 4936 nt
Organism: Girardinichthys multiradiatus
Lineage: Eukaryota; Metazoa; Chordata; Actinopteri; Cyprinodontiformes; Goodeidae
Product: G-protein coupled receptor 61-like
Exons: 2
Coding region: 620-2029 (469 amino acids)
Biological process (GO): G protein-coupled receptor signaling pathway
Cellular component (GO): endosome; signaling receptor complex; plasma membrane
Molecular function (GO): G protein-coupled receptor activity
Source: RefSeq, a predicted model, not a curated record